Molecule: messenger RNA, 1423 nt
Organism: Myripristis murdjan (pinecone soldierfish)
Lineage: Eukaryota; Metazoa; Chordata; Actinopteri; Holocentriformes; Holocentridae
Gene: ccne2
Product: cyclin E2
Source: RefSeq, a predicted model, not a curated record
UCUUCAUCCUGGAGCAGAGCCAUAACGACAGCCAGCAUCAUGUCUAGACGCAGUGGUCGCCUCACAUUGCAAGCCAGGGAUGAGAACAAGCCCGAGCUGGCAGUCAGAGCCACGUCGAGGAAGAGAAAAUCUGAGCCUUCUAAGAAGAAACUGCAACCUGCUGCCAAGAAACAAAGCUAUGAAAUCCAGAAGUGCUGGUCGGAGGACGGCGCCAGUCCCUGCGUCCUCAUCGAAACUCCUCACAAAGAGCUGGAGCCCACAGAUCUGUCCAGCUUCAAGCAGUACACCUUCAAGAACCUCUUCAUCAAGCCCUCGCCCAUCCCCUGCCUCAGCUGGGCCAGUUCAGACGACGUCUGGAUCAAGAUGCUGAACAAGGAGCUGAAGUACGUUCACGACAAGAGCUACCUGCAGCAGCACUCCAAGAUUCAGCCCAAGAUGAGAGCCAUCCUGCUGGACUGGCUGUUCGAGGUGAGCGAGGUGUACUGCCUGCACCGGCAGACGGCCUACCUGGCUCAGGACUACUUUGACCGCUUCAUGCUGACUCAGGAGAACGUCAACAAGGACUACCUGCAGCUGAUCGGCAUCACCGCGCUCUUCAUCGCCUCCAAGGCAGAGGAGAUCUACCCGCCUAAAAUCCAAGAGUUCGCCUACGUCACCGACGGAGCCUGCGACAUAUGGGACAUCCAGCGCACAGAGCUCAUCAUACUGAAGGCGCUGGAGUGGAACCUCUGCCCCGAGACCCCCGUGUCCUGGCUGAAGCUGUACGCUCAGGUCCAGGCCCAGCGGGACGGAGACAACUUCCUGGUGCCCCAGUUCUCCCAGGACACCUACAUCCAGAUCACACAGCUGUUGGACCUGUGUGUGAUGGACAUCAACUCGCUGGAUUACUCCUACAGCGUUCUGGCCGCCGCCGCCUUCUGCCACUUCUCCUCCUUCGAAGUCGUCCACCAAGUCUCAGGCCUGACGUGGGAGAGCGUGGCCCCCUGUGUGCGGUGGAUGAGUCCCUUCAUGGAGACGCUGCGGCGCCGACCCAAAGCUCAGCUCAAGAACUUCUCCAAAGUGAAGGCGGACGACCGACACAACAUCCAGACUCACGUGGAUUAUCUGGAGCUGCUGCGAGAGGCUCAGGAGCGGCAGAUCGACAGUCCCGACUGCCAGCUGUCGCCCGUCGCCGUGGGAGCCGUCCUGACUCCGCCCAGCAGCACGGAGAAACCGACCAAUCCCUGAGCUUCGCCGGCGCGCCGCUGCUCUACCUCUCCUCACCGUUUUGACCAAUGAAAUGAGCAGCUGAGCUCCGGGGGCCAGCCGGACAAACUUCUGCUGGACGGCAACUUUUUUUUAUGUAGCACGUUCUGAAAUUUUUAUUUAGAUUUUUACACUAAAUUGGGUAUCACUGGAUACGCAUUAACUCCACCCGUUCCCA